CUCAAGGCAGAUGGUUUGCUUAACAGAAAUAAGCUAGUAAAAGUACAUAUUAGAAGUCAAUAUUUUCCAUUGUGUCUUUAUCUUUAUCAUAGCUUUAAAAACAUAAAAUAGAGGAAAAUGGCACAUUCUUUAAGCAAGUUACUGAAAAAUCCAAGUUCUUUAGUUGGUAUCGCAGGAUUAAGUGCUGCUGUAUGGAUCAUAACUUAUGGAAAAAUUUCUCGCAAUAGAAAGAGGCUGCUAUACGAAGACAAAAUUCAAUAUACCAUUAAAGAAAAGGAAAAACGCUUACAAAAAGCACAAGUUAAUGCAGAAUUUUUUAGACAACUAAAAUCUUUGCUUAAGAUAUUAGUCCCAAGAGUAUGGUCAAAAGAAACAGCACUUCUGUUACUCAUUGCUGGUACUUUGAUAGCUAGAUCUGUAAGCGAUAUAUGGCUAAUACAAAUUGCAACUUUAAUAGAAAGCACGAUCAUAACUAUGGAUAGAGAGGAGUUUAAACAUGGUCUGUUUAAAUAUAUGGCAGCACUUCCAAUGAUUUCAGUAGUAACAAAUAUAUUAAAGUGGAGUUUAGGAGAAUUGAAGAUAAGAUUCAGAACAAAUUUAACAAAUCAUUUUUAUCAACAGUAUUUAAAAGGAUUUACAUAUUAUAAAAUGAGUAAUUUGGAUAAUAGAAUAGCUAACGUGGAUCAGUUGUUAACAACAGAUAUUGACAAAUUCUGUGAAAGUGUUACUGAAUUGUAUUCAAAUAUAAGCAAACCUAUUUUAGAUAUAUUUAUUUAUGUAUAUCGAUUGACUAUGAAUCUAGGAGGCAAGACUCCAUCUAUAUUAAUGGCUUAUCUCUUGUUUGCUGGUGUUCUUCUAACUAGGCUACGUAGACCUACAGGGAAAUUGACUAUUGAAGAACAAAAACUUGAAGGAGAAUUCCGUUACAUAAAUUCCAGAUUAAUAACAAAUUCUGAAGAAAUCGCUUUUUAUAGUGGAAAUAGUAGAGAAAGAUUAACUGUUUUAACAAGUUAUUCAAAACUACAAAGGCACCUAAGAAAAUUUUUAGAGUUUCGUGUAGGAAUGGGAAUAUUAGACAACAUAAUAGGGAAAUAUGCCGCAACAGUCGUAGGAUUUUAUGCUGUUUCUUUACCUUUUUUUACCAAAGACCAUCCUCUUUUGGCAGAUGAAAAAGGAGAGAGAUUAAAGGCAUAUUACACUUUUGGCAGGAUGUUAAUAAAGCUAGCAGAAGCAAUUGGAAGAUUAGUAUUAGCCGGCCGAGAAAUGUCUAGAUUAGCAGGAUUCACUGCUCGAAUGACAGAACUUGCAAGUGUUUUAAAUGAUUUGAACUCCGGUAGUUACCAAAGAACAAUGUUAGGAAAUGUUAAUGAUCAAACAUGCUUAGGGCCGAAUAAAGGAUUCAUAUCAUUUCAAGACAAUAUUAUAAAAUUUGACAAAGUACCUUUGGUAACGCCUAAUGGUGAUGUUUUAGUUAAGGAGCUUUCGUUUGAAGUUAGGUCUGGAAUGAAUGUUUUAGUGUGUGGUCCAAAUGGCUGUGGAAAAUCAAGUUUAUUUAGAAUUUUAGGAGAACUCUGGCCAAGUUGGGGUGGAAAAAUGAUAAAACCUCCAAAAGGAAAAUUAUUUUAUAUUCCGCAAAGGCCAUAUAUGACAUUAGGAACCUUAAGAGAUCAAAUUAUUUAUCCCCAUUCGCAUGAAGAGAUGAUUCGUCGUGGUAAAACUGAUAAAGAUUUGCUGUUGUAUUUGGAAAUCGUUCAGCUUACUUAUGUACAAUCACGAGAAAAUGGACUGAACGCGAUAGAGGAUUGGAUUGACGUUUUAUCUGGAGGAGAAAAGCAAAGAAUAGCUAUGGCCAGACUUUUUUAUCAUAAUCCUCAAUUUGCCAUAUUGGAUGAGUGUACUAGUGCAGUAUCAGUCGAUGUAGAAGGUUCUAUGUAUCAGUAUUGUAAAGAAACUGGUAUAUCACUGUUCACAGUAUCUCAUCGGAAAUCAUUAUGGAAACACCACGAAUAUUAUCUACAAUUCGAUGGAAGGGGAAGUUACAAAUUUGAUAAAAUUGAUGGAACCAUAGAGGAAUUCGGUUCUUAAUUAAUUUUUCUAGAAUUUUUAAGGGAAAAUAAUUUAAUUUUAAUAUUGCUAUUUUUGGUUAUUACAUGGGGCGUUGGGGAAUAAAUUUUCUUUAUGUAUUCUAUAAUUUUCUAAAACAAAAUUAAGGAAACCAAGUAUCUAAUGUAUGUUAAUUUGUAUGUUAUAUUUUCUAAAACAUGUUAUUUGUUGAAGCUUUAUAAAUCUAAUUUUAAUGUUUAAUAUAUUUUUUGAUUAAAAAUUUUAUUUAACAAUUUAUGUAA
Messenger RNA from Condylostylus longicornis, 2345 nucleotides. RefSeq names its product ATP-binding cassette sub-family D member 3 (gene Pmp70). Gene Ontology annotation, biological process: very long-chain fatty acid catabolic process; fatty acid beta-oxidation; long-chain fatty acid import into peroxisome. The transcript is spliced from 12 exons. Gene Ontology annotation, cellular component: peroxisomal membrane. NCBI's taxonomy places the organism in Eukaryota, Metazoa, Arthropoda, Insecta, Diptera, Dolichopodidae. The record is from RefSeq and is a predicted model, not a curated record. The coding region runs from base 118 to 2085 and encodes 655 amino acids. Gene Ontology annotation, molecular function: long-chain fatty acid transmembrane transporter activity; ABC-type transporter activity; ATP binding.